Messenger RNA from Schizosaccharomyces cryophilus OY26, 3294 nucleotides. RefSeq names its product male sterility protein. The record is from RefSeq and is a predicted model, not a curated record. NCBI's taxonomy places the organism in Eukaryota, Fungi, Ascomycota, Schizosaccharomycetes, Schizosaccharomycetales, Schizosaccharomycetaceae. The transcript has a single exon. The coding region runs from base 282 to 3191 and encodes 969 amino acids.
ACCCUAUUUUUCUAUCAUUGAACGUGCUUAUAGGGUCUGUAUUUCUCACUUCACUGAAAAAUUUUUCUUCGUACGAAGAGCGGAACACACAAACACAUGUAAACGCGGAUAAAGGCUGCUGGAUAUUUGUUAUAUAUAGAGCAGUGUUUCCAUAGUUUCCAAGCCAAAGCAGUAUAUGAAGAACUUUUGAUUACGAAUUGUUUCCUCCCGACAAAGAAAACAGAUUCGAUAAAUAACUAGAGAACCAAACACUCUGACAUUACGUUUACUAAUUUUUUAAAAUGACAAAAGAUCUCGUACCAACCCCCGUCUCUAGAUUUUUGGAAAAGGCAACUAAUGAACCUGACGAACCAUUUGUGGAUUUCUAUACGGAGAAUGGGAUUCAAAAAACCUACUCUCAUUUGGAUGUCCUUCAUCGUGUCAACACAAUUGCUAGAUUCUAUCAAAAGAAUUUACCUUCAGGAGCCACGGUCGGUGUAUUCAUGAGACAAGAAGUUGACUUGGUAUGUUCCAUUCUCGCUUUGUGGGCAACAGGACAUACGGGUGUCAUCUUCAAUGAGGAUUGGGAUGAAGAUGUUGCGGCUGUUAUUAGUGAUCGCCUGCAUAUAUCUUUCCUAGUAUUCAGCGACCUUACUGAGAAGUAUCACCUUCCCGGUGUGAAAACGCUUCAUUUAACGACUCUCGAAACAGAUCCCACUGCGCCUCGUAUUCAGGUUGGACAUGAACCAGAGAUUGCAUUGAUCAAUCACAGUAGUGGAUCAACGGGAAUUCCUAAGUCUAUUCCCUAUCGUAUGGAAAAGUAUGUUCCUGCGGCUGACUGGGGUAUACCAGAGUUGUCGCAUAAUCUAACGACCCCUUUGAUUAUGGCUCCUAACUUUGCUCUUACCACCAUGGUUUGGAUGACUGCUCUAUUGGCUCCAGGGGGACGCAUCAUGUGUCCCUCUAUGCACACACGAACGCCUGUUCCAGUUAGCUCCAAAGCCGAGCAGUUGGCGUGGAAUGUGCAUUAUGCUUUACGAUAUGGAAGCGAACGUCUCUUAAUUUUGCCUAAACUACUCAUGUUGAUGCUUCAGACCACUAUUAGAGAAAACGAAACAUUUCCUAAUUGUAAAAAAGUCGUUGUUGCCGGCGAAAUGGUUCCUUCAAAUCUAGUUCAAUCUUGCCAAAGUGUUUUUCCAAACGCUAAAAUUGGUGCCGCGUACGGAUCCACAGAAACAGGAUUCUGUGGUUUCUACACCGAUCUUGAAGAUAAGGACUUAAUUUAUCUUCCUGGAAGCACAAUUAAAGAAGUGAUGCUUUUGGACGACCAAAUGCAACCGGUUCCACGCGAAGUUGGAAAUAAAGGAUUUGUUUGUCUCGUUAGUGAUGCUCAAUCCGAACCCUAUGUGGGUGAAGAUGAAGAAACACGUAACUCAAAUCUUGAGACAUAUAUUACAGUUAAUCACCAACCCGCAAUUCGAUUUGCAGACCUCGCCACUUGGGAAAUUAAAGAUGGAAAAUGGGGAAUCAAUAUAAAGGGUCGUGUUGGUCGUAUUGUAAAGCGAAAUGGUGUGUUUUACGAUCUGAAUCAUCUCGACAAAAUUGCUAAUUCCUUGGAUAUUUUUAAUGAAGCUUUCUCCUUCCUUAUAAAUAAUCGAUUCGUCUUGUGCUAUAUUCCUAAAGAAACCUCCCUUUCUUCUGAAAAGGCACUCGAAAUACUGAAUAAAACAUUGAAAUCAACUGUCUGGUUUUCGCACUGCAUUCCCAUUAAGACCUUGUUGUUUAAUGCUACAGGAAAAGUUGACUUAAAAUCUUUACAAUCCUAUGCAGAAGCACGUAUGUUCGAAGAGGAUAACAAAUUACCUAAAGUUACAGAGCCUCUCGCCUUUGAAAUCAGUAAAAUCUCUACCGCUAUCUUGGGUAAUAACACACUGGAAGGAAAGGAUGUUCUGUUUCAGGCACAUGGAUUGGAUUCUAUUAAAGCAGUACAAUUUUCUGCUUUGUUGAGAAAGCAGUUGAAUUGUGACAUACCUGUUAGCUUGCUGAUGCACCAGAAGAGCUCACCAAGUAGCAUUGCUGCUGCUGUGAAAGAAGGAAACUCAAAUCAAUUGGCUGUUUCUAUCGUGGAUGUAGAAAACGAUGCCAAUCAGCUGGCUGAAAAAUUAGGUAGCGUUAAACCAUUGGAGCGCAUUCAAGAUUCUUGGAUACUAUUAACAGGUGCUACUGGUUUCCUUGGGAAGCGAUUACUGGCAUAUUUCUUAAAACAAGGAGCGAAGGUUGUUUGUCUUAUUCGCGGAUUGAAUGAUUCGGACGCCGAGAGAAGAAUGUACGAAUCGUUACCAAACAUAGAAAAGUAUGCGAAAUCUUUGAUUGUAUGGGCUUCCGAUUUAAGUGAUGACAGUCUUUCGCUAUCGUCUGAAAAAUGGGACUUUUUGGAGAAGCACGUUUCCAAGAUUUACCAUAAUGGUGCAAUGGUGCAUUGGACAAAGACAUAUCAUGACUUAUGGAAAGCCAAUGUGAUGAGUACGAAGGUACUACUUGACUUAAGCAUGGUAGGACCGAAGAGUUUUGUUUUUGUAUCCGGAGGUGGACAACAAGAGUUGGCAACAGCAAACCGUGAAGCCAAAGGACAAGCUAUGGGCUAUACGCUUUCAAAACAUGCGGGUGAAUUGCUUUGCUACAAAGUCAAAGAAAAGGGAAAUCCUAAUAUUCAUGUUAUUCUUCCAGGAUUCAUUUUGGCUAAUGACGGAGAAAUUCUUGCUCGUGACUUUUUCUGGAGAUUCGUACAAACAUGUAUACGUAUGCAAAAAUGGCCUACUCAGGAAAAUGGCGCUUCUUUCCCAUUCCGUAUUUCCUCCACUGAGGAGAUCGCCCGUUGUUUGCACGAAGGAAUCGAGCAUCAACAGUCUUUUCCUGAAGAUAAGAACGGACGUGUUAUGGGCUAUGAUGAUGUUGACGGUAAUGCGAUGGUUUCAGCAUGUGAAGAGAAACGAGGAGUGAAGAUGCAAAAAGUUCCAUUGUCUAUUUGGUUGCAGGAGGUAGACAAAUGUUUAGAAGCUGAAAAGGAGAGUCAUCCCUUGUUUGCCUUGAGACAUUUGACAGAAUUUGCAAUUCAAAGUGGACUAUUGAACGAUGGUACAAGUGGAACGAAACAGAAGUAUCUCCUUAGUUUGGAAGCUUUCAAGAAUGGACUUGAACAGCUUAAUGUUUAAAUUUUUUGAGCCAAGAAAUGCCUUUAAUAUGAAAAGAAAAGAGAAAAAAAAAAAUCGUUAGUAUUUAGCUUAUUAAAUUCAAUAGUUAUUAUAUCAAAGUAAC